Molecule: messenger RNA, 681 nt
Organism: Menidia menidia (Atlantic silverside)
Lineage: Eukaryota; Metazoa; Chordata; Actinopteri; Atheriniformes; Atherinopsidae
Source: the annotation of a GenBank genome assembly
AUGAAGAAGCUGUUUUGGCUUUCUCUUCUGUUCAUCCAUCUGCCUGAGACAGAGAGCAAAGAUGAAACUCAGACCUGCUUAUCACAGCCCAAAAAGUGGGUUUGGUAUAAAACAGGACAGUCAGCUCUUCUCUCUUGUAGCAUUAGUCCACGCUGUCAAGCUAAGGACCUGCUUUACCAGUGGUUUGUUUUCAAAGAAAGCAGCCAUUUUCCUCUCAAAAUUACGGGCAAAUACAGCCUGCGUGGAGCAUCUUUAUACAUCAAGUCACUUAACGCCGGUGACAGCGGGAUCUACUACUGUGCCGUUGAAGCCCAAUCAGACACAAAGUGCUGUGAGCAGAACGUGGCGACGGGGACAACUCUGGUAGUUAGAGGUAAAGUAAUGUUAAGGCCAAUUCUUCUGUGGUCAUCGUUUACCCUUCUGGCCAUCUACAGUUUGGCUAUAAUGAUGCUUAUCAUUUUAAAGAAGUAUGGCUUCAACACGAGUGCCAUCAGAAAGAUGUCUAAAUCUGACAAGUUUGGUUUCAGCCAAAAGAUGCAGUUUCGUGACGUGCUGCAAGAAAUGAACAGCAGGAGGAACUUGAGCAAAAGCAAGCCAAAAAGAAGAAGUCAUUCUCAAGUUGUUGAGGCAGCAAGUGGGGAGUGCAACAUUUCCAAUGAUGACAUCUAUCAAAACAUCUAA